Molecule: messenger RNA, 1261 nt
Organism: Podarcis muralis (Common wall lizard)
Lineage: Eukaryota; Metazoa; Chordata; Lepidosauria; Squamata; Lacertidae
Source: RefSeq, a predicted model, not a curated record
UGAGAAGGGAGGUCCCUGUCAAGAGAAUGGCCAAGAUCUCCUCAGGAUGUCUUCCAAGGUCUCCCCUGCUCCCCUCCUCUCCAAACCCCCCCUGCGGGUGAAAGACCUGGUGGUCAAAUGGCUGAGUGUAGUUUCCGGUCUCCAGUUGUGUGCAUUCCUGAUGGAUAUUAUGGCCUGGAUGACGUGCAUUGCCUCAAUAGCCAUUGUCAACUGGCGAGUGUGGCGUGUAGAAAACAUAAAGGGAAUUGGAUCUGGAAACAUCUGGAUCGGAAUCUGGAAGGUCUGUUUUUUGAAAGACCCUUCGAACGACGGAAACUAUUAUUACCAUUGUGAAGAGCUCCAUGAACAACAUCCAAACCUCCCGAGGGAAAUUUUUAUUGCUCAGGACCUAAUGGCCUUAGCUGCCAUUAUGAAUUCAGCGGCCCUUGGAUUGCAGUUAUUUGCCCUCUGCAAUGUGUUGGAGGCCAGAAAACAUAAGGAUUUUCUCUCAACCUUUUUUGGGCUUGGAGCUCUGCUGAACUUACCAGCAGGGAUACUCAUCCUGAUUUCCGUGAUAUGGAACAUGUCUGCUGUCUUACAAAAUGGGGGAAUUGACUUCCCUGAAACUUUUGAAUUGCCUCAAAUUCCCAGCGAGCAGCAUAUUGGACCUUCUAUUUAUCUAGGCUAUAUCGCUGCAGGUUUCCAGCUGCUGAGUGCAGCAUUUGUUGGGAUGGAGAGAUGUUGCAUCAGGACCACCGCAACAGAUACAUCUCAAAUAGAAACUGUAGUGGUGGUUACCCCAGGAAGUGCGGUGAAAAGCGAGAGUCUUACUACUUGUUCAAAGUGUGGUUCUCUGCUGGACCUGGUAAUUCAAGAGAAAUCCUCCGCAGUGGAGAUGGAGGAAACCCAUGCGGAAGAUCUUGUCAAAUCCUGCGCAGUUGAGGUGGAGGAAGGCUGUGCAAGUGAUCUUGUCAUUCCAGAGGAAUCCUGCACAGUUGAGAUUGAGGAAAGCUGUGCAAGUGAUCUUGUCAUUCGAAAGGAAUCCUGCAUAGUUGAAAUGGAGGAAAGCUGUGCAAGUGGUCUUGUCAUUCCAGAGGAAUCCUGCACAGUUGAGAUGGAGGAAAGCUGUGCAAGUGAUCUUGUCAUUCCCGAGGAAUCCUGCAUAGUUGAGAUGGAGGAAAGCUCAGGGGAAUCCAGUCUCAUUCAGGCAGGGGGCUGCCUUGAAUUUCCUGCUGAAACCCCCAAGUUGUCCAACUCUCUUUUAGCUGAAAUCCCAUCCUAA